This is a messenger RNA of Annulohypoxylon truncatum, 1797 nucleotides long. Its product is annotated as PDT-domain-containing protein. Lineage: Eukaryota; Fungi; Ascomycota; Sordariomycetes; Xylariales; Hypoxylaceae. The transcript has 3 exons. Gene Ontology annotation, cellular component: cytoplasm. Gene Ontology annotation, biological process: L-phenylalanine biosynthetic process. Gene Ontology annotation, molecular function: prephenate dehydratase activity; chorismate mutase activity. The record is from RefSeq and is a predicted model, not a curated record. The coding region runs from base 264 to 1427 and encodes 387 amino acids.
CACCAACCCCCCUUUUUUUAUCUUUUCUCGCAAUAGCGAAUGACGAAGAUGCAUAUUCCGGCGUUAGGUUAUAAAGCAUAAUUGGUGAGCUAAGGUGACAAAGGGAGGCUCGGUCUUAUAAUACUUAUAUCCUUCUAAGGUUCCUUCUUUAACUAAUAAGCGUACGAGUCUUUUUUUUCUUCUCAUUCAUGAGUCUUUCAUCGACGGGUUGCAAACGAAACGGCGAGGAAUAGAAAUCGGGAACCCGGACAUCGGAUAUCGGAAUGGGGUCAGAGCAGCAACAGCAGAAUGGUUUAGGCGCCGCGGCGCCGGAAGCGAGGUCGAAGCCUACUGUGUGCUUCCUUGGCCCCGUCUCCUCUUAUACACACCAGGCUACGUUAGAAACAUUUCCUACAGAUAAAUUCGACUUGAUACCCGUUGAGACUAUUAAAGACAUCUUCGCAACAACGCAAUCCGGCCGCGCCACCUACGGCGUCGUGCCCUACGAGAACUCGUCCAACGGCUCCGUGGUCUUCACCCUGGACCUGUUCGCCGACCGCGCCGGCGAGUACCCGGACAUAUCCGCCUGCGCCGAGAUCUAUCUCGACGUGCACCAUUGCCUGUUGGGGCACCCCCUUCCUUCCCAAUCCCAAUCCCAAUCCCAAUCCCAAAUUCCACCCCAGUCUCAGGACCAGGGACAAGGACAGGACCUAGACGUAGACCUAAGCCACAUAACCCGCGUAUACAGCCACCCACAAGCCUUCGGCCAAUGCGCUUCAUUCCUGCGACAACACUUACGCGGCGUCGAGACCGUGGAUACGAGCUCGACGAGCCGCGCGGCGGAGCUCGCGCUCGCGGACCCGAGCCGUCGCAGUGCCGCCGUGUCCAGCGCCGCCGCGGCUAAGCUCCUCGGGCUGCAGGUGCUAGCUCGCGAUAUCGAGGACCGCAAGGACAACACGACGAGGUUCUUCGUGCUGAGGCGGGGGAUCGGUGAUGUUGGUGAGGAUGGGGACGAGGAGGCGCUUAGGGAGGUUUUGAGCGCUAGGAGGAGGGGAAGGAGGGGGGUGGGGAAGAGGAAGAGGGCGGAUGUUAAGGGGGAAGACGAGGGUAAAGAAGGAGGUGAAGCCGAGAAAGAGGGUGCGGAAGAGGAGGGAGAAGGCAAACCAGACAUCUACUCGCAGACCAAAUCGCUAGCCUCCUUCACGGUCCCGCACCGGUCCCCGGGAGCGCUCGCCGACGUGCUCGAGUGCUUCCGGCGCGCGCGCCUCAACCUGACGGGCAUCCAGAGCCGGCCCAGCCUCGCCGAGCCCUUCCAGUACGUCGUCUUCGUCGAGUUCGAGGGCCACCGCUUCCGCGACCCCGAGGGCCGCGUCAGCGACGCGCUCGCCUGCGUCGCCGGGGUCGCCAGGAGCUCGCGCUGGUUGGGGAGCUGGGAUAGUAUGCGGUGAGGUUUUUUCAUUCUGAAGUAGGUAGGAAAGGAGGGACGAGGGAAAAGGGGGUUAGGGGGUUCUUUGGAUAAUAGGGAGAGAAGGGGAAAAGGCGGAAACGAAAACGGGGAGGGUAGGAAGGGGAGUUGAGAAAGCGUUUAGACUUUGUAUAGGCGCCUAGGGUCUCUGGUUUUCAGCGAGAAAACAUCCAUAUCUAGCACACUACACUGGCGUCUAAAAAUGGCUAUGCUCCAACUUCGUAUAGAAAGGAACGUUAUGGGUAUAUCAAAUAGCGAAUUAAAAAGUUCAGGUCUCACGGAUCUAUGCGGAUUACAUUUCGUCCGAUUGAUUAGUUUAUUAGCACCAGUAAACCGAUAUCCAUAAGCCAACG